This is a messenger RNA of Insectozyma verbasci, 1005 nucleotides long. Lineage: Eukaryota; Fungi; Ascomycota; Pichiomycetes; Serinales; Debaryomycetaceae. The record is from the annotation of a GenBank genome assembly.
AUGUCACCGGCAGCAGUUUUCAUAACUGAUUCAACACCAUUAUUUCAGUUACAAUAUCCAUCAAUUGAAAGACCAUUUGGUUUAUAUUUAUGGCCAAUUUUCAACUAUAUAUUUGAACAAGUUAUUGGAUACCCUGCCAAUGAUUUCCAAUUUAUUUAUCAUAAAACAUUUUUAGCAAAUGGAUAUCAUGCAAUUUUGAUAAUAAUAAGUUAUUAUAUUGUUAUAUUUGGUGGUAGAUUUUUAAUAAAUACUUUUAGAUUACCAGCUUUAAAAUUGAACUUUUUAUUUCAAUUACAUAAUAUCAUCUUAACUUUAUUAUCAUUGAGUUUAUUAUUAUUAUGUAUUGAACAAUUAGUUCCAAUAGUUUACAAUCAUGGUAUUUAUUAUGCAAUUUGUCAUAAAGAUGCAUUUAAUCAAAAAUUGGUCACAUUAUACUAUUUGAAUUAUUUAACUAAAUACUUGGAAUUGAUAGAUACAGUCUUUUUAGUUCUUAAAAAGAAGAAAUUAUUGUUUUUACAUACUUAUCAUCAUGGUGCUACUGCUUUAUUAUGCUAUACUCAAUUAACAGGUUCAACUUCAGUAGAAUGGGUUCCUAUCACUUUAAAUCUUGCUGUUCAUGUUGUCAUGUAUUGGUAUUAUUUCUUAAGUGCUAGAGGUAUUAAAGUUUGGUGGAAAGAAUGGGUUACAAGAUUCCAAAUUAUUCAAUUUGUUUUAGAUUUAGGAUUUGUUUAUUUUGCAACUUAUACUCAUUAUGCUUUCCGUUAUUUCCCAUACUUACCUAACUUUGGUGAUUGUUAUGGUUCUGAAUUAGCUGCUGGUUAUGGCUGUUUGAUCUUGAGUAGUUACUUAGUUUUAUUUAUCAGUUUUUACAUCAAAGUUUAUAAAUCUAAAGGUAAAAAAAUUGAUAAAGUUACACCAAGAGGUGAAAUUAAAACAACUACAACUGGUAAAUCAUCAGCAGUUGAGCAAACUGGUGCCUCAAAACCAAGAGCAAGAAAAGUAUAA